GAGCCGGACUACGAGGCCCUCCCACGCGGCUCCGCCGCCUCCACCCACAUGCUCGCAGGGGCUGUGGCUGGGGUGCUGGAGCACAGCCUCAUGUACCCGGUGGACUGUGUCAAGGUGAGAACAGGCGGGAAGUUGCCCUCGCGGUCCCGGGGGUGGCGGCGGCGGCGGGAAUCGGGGCCGGGAUGGGUGGCGAGGAGCUGUUCUGAGCGCGGAGCUGAGGUGAGACCCGAGAGUCAUUGCAAGGAGGCUCUUGGCAAGCGCGGAGCACGGUAACAGCAGACAAGGAUGCAGAGCCUGCAACCAGAACCUGCUGCUCGCUACCGGAAUGUGCUGGAGGCUCUGUGGCGGAUCGUGCGGACUGAAGGGAUCUGGCGACCCAUGCGUGGAUUGAACGUCACAGCCACAGGGGCUGGCCCUGCCCAUGCCUUGUAUUUCGCCUGCUACGAAAAGUUGAAAAAGACACUUACCGACAUUAUCCAUGCUGGGGGCAAUAGUCACGUGGCCAACGGCGCGGCAGGCUGUGUGGCAACAUUGCUUCAUGAUGCAGCCAUGAACCCAGCAGAAGUGAUAAAGCAGAGGAUGCAGAUGUACAACUCUCCAUACCAGCGAGUGACGGACUGUGUGCGAGCUGUGUGGUGCAAUGAAGGGGCAGGAGCGUUCUACCGAAGCUAUACCACUCAGCUGACCAUGAACAUCCCUUUCCAGGCUAUCCACUUUAUGGCCUAUGAAUCGCUACAGGAACAGCUCAACCCCCACAGACAAUACAAUCCCAGCUCCCAUAUGGUGGCGGGUGCCUGUGCAGGUGCCAUCGCUGCUGCUGCCACCACCCCCUUGGACGUUUGCAAGACACUGCUGAACACCCAGGAAGCCCUGGCGCUGAAUACCAACAUCAGCGGGCACAUUACAGGCAUGGCGCAUGCAUUCAGGACGGUGUACCACGUGGGCGGGCUGACCGCCUAUUUCCGUGGGGUGCAGGCCCGUGUCAUUUACCAGGUGCCAUCUACAGCCAUUGCCUGGUCCGUGUAUGAGUUCUUCAAAUACAUCCUCACAAAGCGAAAGGAGGAACGCUUGGCCGGGAAGUGAAGUGUUGACUUCUCCCCUUGGAUUGGCAGGUGCCGGAGUCGGAUAACGAGCAAGCCUUUGGAAUACUGAUGCCGCCUCUUGCCUGCUGCUGCAUUUUGCACAGCCCAUCAGCCUUCUGAAUGGAUAGUAUGCGACAAGCAGCAGCUUGGCCUGCCUUUUUCUAGCCUGUUACCUAAGAAGCAUCUCCUUGUGCCCCACUAAUGGCCGUACUCUCCGGAAAAGAAGGACGACUGCCUAGGAGUCACCCUGAGCACAUUGGAAUGUGGGGUGAUGGGAUGCAUACCCAGAAAUGGCUGCAGUUAUGAAGCAGUGGAGAUUAGAGGCAGGGAAAGUGUUAGCUGAGCUGUUGUCUAGCAGCACGCACACACCCCUCGUGCUUUGUGCGAAGGCUUUGGUUUCUGUGGCCCUCGGCACCUCCAAUAAAGUCUGCUUUAUUAUCAUG
This is a messenger RNA of Varanus komodoensis (Komodo dragon), 1525 nucleotides long. RefSeq names its product solute carrier family 25 member 28 (gene SLC25A28). The transcript has 4 exons. Gene Ontology annotation, molecular function: ferrous iron transmembrane transporter activity. Lineage: Eukaryota; Metazoa; Chordata; Lepidosauria; Squamata; Varanidae. Bases 286 to 1083 code for a protein of 265 amino acids. The record is from RefSeq and is a predicted model, not a curated record. Gene Ontology annotation, cellular component: mitochondrial membrane. Gene Ontology annotation, biological process: iron import into the mitochondrion.